Molecule: messenger RNA, 2822 nt
Organism: Vitis riparia (riverbank grape)
Lineage: Eukaryota; Viridiplantae; Streptophyta; Magnoliopsida; Vitales; Vitaceae
Product: DEAD-box ATP-dependent RNA helicase 20
Exons: 10
Coding region: 151-2298 (715 amino acids)
Molecular function (GO): RNA helicase activity; ATP binding; RNA binding
Source: RefSeq, a predicted model, not a curated record
GGAGAAUCCAAAUACGCGUCUUGUGUGAGAAUCUUCUCACCGCUCUGAAAGAAGAGACCUUUGCGCCUUCUGGUUCGGUUUGAAACCCUAAUCCUAUUCCAAACCCUAGGGGCAGCAUUAAAGACCUUACACUUCUUCGUUGCGGCGACGAUGAACCAUUACGACCUCAGAUUCUCCGAUCCUCACUCCUACCGCGAACGUAGAAGCGACCUAAUGGUGGCACCGCCUCCCGUAGCACCUCCGCCGAUGAUGGGCGGUGUAGUCGGUGGGCCCAGCCCGACCUACGGACGGGGUGGGCCGGCUUCCUACGGAGGACCUUCAGUUUCUUUCCCUAACGGCGGAAGAGGAGGUGGGGAUGUUUCCGGAUCUGUGCCUGGCGGAGGGGGUUUCAACGCUAUCCCGCCUUUUCAGCCUGGUUCCGGAAGGUUUGAGAUUGGCCGGGGUGGCGGUGGCGGAGUAGGAAGGGGGUUUAGUGGAGGGAAAGGUAGUGGUGGAGAGUUCGGUGGAAGAAUGGCUAAUGGUGAUCUUGGAAAUAGAAGAGGCGAUGGAGAUCGAGGUCGUGGUGGUGGUGGUGCUAGGGGCCGAGAAGGUGGGCGAGGUACAGGUGAUGGAGGGAGGCGUGCUUAUGACUCCGGUCGUGGCGGAGGUAGGACAGGCGGCAGCAGGAGUUCAGAUGGUGGCAGAGGUGGUGGCGGCAGUAGGACUUUUGAUGGAGGCCAUGGUCGCGGCGGUAUUAGAAGUUCUGACGCUGGCCGUGGUGGUAGGAGUUUUACCGGAGGCAGGGGUGGUGGAAGGAGUGGUUUUGACGGAGGCCGUGGUGGAAGGGGAGGUAGGCAUGGGGGAGCAUCGAGAGGGGACUUAGACAACAUUGCUCUUCCCAAGCAAGAUUUUGGAAGCUUGGUUCCCUUUGAGAAGAAUUUUUACAUUGAGAGCCCUUCUGUGCAAGCAAUGUCGGAGCAAGAAGCAAUGCUCUAUCGUGCGAGGCGUGAAAUCACAGUGGAAGGCUAUGAUGUCCCGAAGCCUAUCCGACACUUUCAAGAGGCAAAUUUCCCUGGGUAUUGCCUUGAGGUGAUUGCUAAAUUGGGUUUUGUUGAGCCAACACCUAUUCAGGCUCAAGGAUGGCCAAUGGCCUUAAAGGGUAGAGAUUUAAUUGGCAUUGCCGAGACUGGCUCAGGGAAGACCUUGGCUUAUUUGCUUCCAGCUUUGGUUCAUGUUAGUGCACAGCCUCCAUUAGUUCGAGGUGAAGGUCCUAUUGUGCUAGUGUUAGCACCUACAAGAGAAUUGGCUGUUCAGAUUCAAGAAGAAGCUCUAAAAUUUGGAUCAUUUACAAAGAUUAGGAGCACUUGCAUUUAUGGUGGUGCUCCAAAGGGACCACAGAUUCGUGAUCUUCAAAGAGGUGUUGAGAUUGUCAUUGCUACACCUGGACGAUUAAUAGAUAUGCUGGAGGCUCAACAUACAAACCUGCGAAGAGUGACUUACCUUGUAUUAGAUGAGGCUGACCGAAUGUUAGACAUGGGAUUUGAACCUCAGAUCAGGAAAAUUAUUUCCCAAAUCCGACCAGAUAGACAGACAUUAUACUGGAGUGCCACAUGGCCAAGGGAGGUGGAAACUCUAGCGAGGCAGUUCUUACGUAAUCCAUACAAGGUAAUCAUUGGAUCCCAAGAGCUGAAAGCAAAUCAAUCUAUUCAACAAGUUGUUGAGGUUGUGACAGAGACGGAGAAAUAUAACAGGUUGAUCAGAUUGCUCAAAGAAGUGAUGGAUGGAAGCCGAAUCCUGAUAUUCAUGGAGACAAAGAAGGGAUGUGACCAAGUUACUAGGCAGAUGAGAAUGGAUGGAUGGCCAGCUCUAUCUAUCCAUGGUGAUAAAAACCAGGCUGAAAGGGACUGGGUCCUUGCAGAGUUUAAAAGUGGCAGAAGUCCUAUAAUGACUGCCACUGAUGUAGCUGCCCGUGGUCUUGAUGUGAAGGACAUAAAAUGUGUGAUCAAUUAUGAUUUCCCAUCAAGCCUCGAAGAUUAUGUCCACAGGAUUGGCCGAACAGGUCGUGCAGGGGCCAAGGGAACUGCCAUUACCUUUUUUACACAUUCAAAUGCAAAGUUUGCUAGAGAUCUCAUCAAGAUUCUGCAAGAAGCAGGGCAGGUUGUGAGUCCUGCAUUGUCUGCCAUGGCCCGCUCAAGUGGUUCUGCAUUUGGAGGUUCCGGAGGCAACUUCCGAUCAAGGGGACGGGGAGGCAGCUUUGGCAACCGAGGUUUGAUUUCAGGAUCUAAUAUCAUUCCUCUUGGUGCAAGGAGGCCUUGGUAGUUGCUGCUGCUGCUUUGGACCUUCUUGGAUUUGAAAGAACAAGUUUAGACUGCCAUCUAUGCAAUAUAAUGGCAGUCAUGUUAUCGAUCACAGCAGCAAUGACUUGAGAAGGUAGAAAUUGGAAGCUCUGUUAGUUUUGCGACCAAGCCUGUUGCAGAUGCUUCUUUAAGUAACGUCCAUUUUUUGGAUAUAACUUUCUGAUCUAGAAAAUGCUUGCAAAAGCCCUGGCUUUUCAUUGUCAGGACGAAUAUUCUCAUUUUUUGGUGGGUUCAGGGAAUGGGAUAGUGUUGAGGUAUAAAAGAUAAAAUGUUCCCAUGGAUCAUGUAUUAAUAGAAAAAACAAUAGCACAUUGUUUCUCCAGUUUGAUUUAUAACCGAAGGUGUAGUAGGUUGGCUUUGUAAAACUAUAUUUUGGACUCAGGAUACAGCAGACUCGAUUCAAUUUGAUGUUUGAAGUGGGAUAGCCAGUUUGUUAUGGCUAUAAUCAAAAUUAGCAAUUGAAUUCGUCCAGUAGCUGUUUGGAAA